CUUUCACAGUGCGAGAGGGUGAGCUGUCAGCAGUGAGCUUCUCACUCUCAUUCACCUCCCUCUUUUUUGUUUCACCCCCUUUUUACUGACUUCCUUCUGAUUUUAAGAAGACGGUGAGAUCCUCUGAGCGAGAGUAGAAAAAGAAAGGGAGCGGAGAAUAAGAGAAGAAAGGUAAAACCAUGUGUUGUACAGGGAAGUGUGCCCGCCUGGUGGGCCUGAUCCUGCUGCCUUCAGCCUUCAUCUGCAUGAUCUCCAACUUGCUGCUGUUCUUCCCUGACGGGAAGAGUUUAGAAAAUGAUCAGAUCUCCCUCCAGGUCUGGCUCAUGGGGGGGCUCAUUGGAGGAGGCCUCUUUAUGCUGUGCCCGAGCUGUUCAGCUAUCAGGGCUGGGGGCAAGGGUUGCUGCGGAACAGGUUGCUGCGGCAACCGUUGCAGGAUGUUGAGCUCUGUGUUCUCUUCUGCAUUUGGCCUGGUUGGAGCCAUCUACUGCACCAGUGUGGCCUCAGCAGGUCUGGCUAUUGGACCCAAGUGUCGGCUGGCCAAUGACAAGUGGGAGUACCCUUUUGAAAAUCUGGGCACGGGUAACACCAGCUACCUUGUAAACCAGACCCUGUGGACAAUCUGCACCUACCCUAACAAUGUAGUGAUGUGGCACGUCGUGCUCUUCUCCAUCCUGCUGUCCAUGGGUGUGCUGCAGAUGGUGCUCUGCGGCAUCCAGGUGGUCAACGGCUGCUUGGGAUGCAUCUGUGGGGACUGUCGCGACAGCAAAGAUGAUGAUGGUGGGUUGUAAAUGUGAAGAAGAUCACCCUGCUCUGUGGGUCCAGGGUCCCUGUGAAGCAUGAUGAGAUUUUCUUUUGAUACUCCUUAAUGCUUAAGCCUUAAGCCUUACUCCAUUAUUGUGUGAAUUUUAUUCUUGCUGAUGGUUUGUGUGUAUUGCUUGACUUUCCUCUUGACUUCUUCAUUCAAACAAAUACUGAAUUAGCGCUGUUGUGAAGGGUUCACAGGACAGAUAUGGCACAAACUGUAAUUGUAAAUAAUUGUUUGCUUUAUAGACACAUCAAGUGACUGUGAUGACACAAGGGGAUGAAUUUGAAAUUUUCAUUAAAUGUUAUUUGCUGUUUUGUAAGGAUUGGAUUUGUGUAUCAUUAGUAAAAUGUGUCUGACCAUCAACAUUAAAAAGAAAUUCUCAAUUA
Messenger RNA from Lates calcarifer (barramundi perch), 1191 nucleotides. RefSeq names its product transmembrane 4 L six family member 5 (gene tm4sf5). The record is from RefSeq and is a predicted model, not a curated record. Gene Ontology annotation, cellular component: membrane. Lineage: Eukaryota; Metazoa; Chordata; Actinopteri; Centropomidae.